Drepanopeziza brunnea f. sp. 'multigermtubi' MB_m1 is the source of this 4083-nucleotide messenger RNA. RefSeq lists its product as uncharacterized. Gene Ontology annotation, molecular function: phosphoribosylformylglycinamidine synthase activity. Lineage: Eukaryota; Fungi; Ascomycota; Leotiomycetes; Helotiales; Drepanopezizaceae. Gene Ontology annotation, biological process: 'de novo' IMP biosynthetic process. The record is from RefSeq and is a predicted model, not a curated record.
AUGUUUCUCACCAUCCCAGGGGAGUCUUGCUUCACCUCUGCCGACGCGAAGAAGCUCAAGAAGAGCAUUAAUGCCACCGGCGCUCUUUGCACGAGAGUCCGGGGAUACUGGGUUCACUAUGUGCACCUCAAAGACGCUUCAAACCAGGCGACCCAGGAAAAAAUCCGUCAGCUCCUCCCCGGCUCCAAUUCAGAGUCCAGCGAAGUCCUCAGGAAUCCUGGUGGCAUGACCCGUUUCUACUACAUCACCCCGCGCAACAUCUCGCCCUGGAGCUCUAAAGCCACUAGUAUCGCCUACGUGUGCGGCCUCAAGUCCAGCUUGCAACGCAUCGAGCGCGGUCGCGUCAUCCUGCUGAAUUUCGAGCAGAAUGGGGAGGCUGAGACAGAGGAUGUGCCGUUCCGCGACGAGCUGUUUGAUCGCAUGACCGAGAAUAUGGAAUCAGAAGCGCCGGACAUGGAUAAGAUGUUUGCGGAGGACCAGCCAUACCCGCUGGAAGUCAUCGAGUUGGGGGAAGACGAGGGGCAGAGGUUGGAGGUACUGAAGGGGUAUAAUAAGGUGCGAGGGCUUGCGCUGGAUCAGCUUGAGAUGGAGUAUUUGGUUCAAGCUUACAAGGAGCUUGGUAGAGAUCCCCACGAUAUCGAGUUGUUCAUGUUCGCUCAAGUCAACUCCGAGCAUUGUCGGCACAAGCAAUUCAAUGCAAACUGGACUAUCGAUGGAACUGCUACGGGUAGAUCUCUAUUUGAGAUGAUUCAAAAUACCCACAAACAAAACCCCAAAUACACUGUUUCGGCAUACAGUGACAAUGCUGCGGUCUUGGAGGGAGAAGUGGCUAGUUUCUGGGCUCCUGACUAUUCUACCGGUAGCUGGAGACAGACCAAGGAAAAGGUCCACUUCCUCAUUAAGGUCGAGACACACAACCAUCCUACAGCUAUCUCUCCGUUUCCAGGAGCUGCGACUGGGUCCGGUGGUGAGAUUCGAGAUGAAGGAGCCGUGGGCCGAGGAUCGACCCCCAAAGCUGGACUUUGUGGAUUCUGGGUCUCUGAUCUCCUGAUUCCCGAUCACAAACAGCCCUGGGAAAUGGACUUCGGCAAGCCAGCACAUUACGCGAGCAGCCUCGAUAUCAUGCUCGAAGCUCCGAUUGGCAGCGCUAGAUUUAACAACGAGUUUGGCCGACCUUGCUUGACUGGAUGCUUCCGCACACUUCUCGCCGAUGUUGACACCGGAGUUGAUGGUCACGAAACCCGAGGAUACCAUAAGCCAAUCAUGAUCGCGGGUGGUGUCGGAACCGUUAGACCUCAGCAUGCUCUCAAAGAUGGACGAGAUGUCAGGGAAGAAGCCCACAUUAUUGUGCUCGGUGGCCCAGCUAUGCUGAUCGGUCUUGGGGGAGGGGCUGCGUCAAGUAACGCCUCUGGAGAAGGAUCUGUGGAACUCGACUUUGAUAGUGUCCAGCGUGGCAACCCUGAAAUGGAACGCCGGGCCCAGAUGGUGAUCAAUACAUGUGUGGCUCUUGGAGAAAACAACCCUAUUGCCUUCAUUCACGAUGUUGGCGCUGGAGGUCUUUCCAAUGCUCUACCUGAAUUGGUCAAGGAUGCCGGAUUUGGAGGCAAAUUCGAACUACGACAGAUCGAAAAUGCAGACAGGAGUAUGAGCCCUCUACAGAUCUGGUGUUGCGAGGCCCAAGAAAGAUAUGUCAUGAUUGUCAACAAAGAGCACAUGAACCGGUUCACCAGCAUUGCGAAUCGGGAGCGUUGCGGAUUCUCUGAUGUUGGCACUGUGACGAAGAUGGAUUCGAAUGGUCACGGCAGCCUUGUUCUGACCGAUCGGGAAUCUACGGAGUACCCCAAGCCUAUUGAUAUGCCAAUGUCUCUACUCUUUCCGAAGGGCAGAAAAUUAGACCGAAGUGUCAAGACGCGAAAACCUGUCCUGACUCCCUUCGACGCCAGAGAAGCUCUCAUCAACGCAUACCCGCAAUUUCCCGAACACUACCUCAUCGGAAAAGCUAUCGAGCGAAUCUUCCAUUUACCAGCCGUUGGUUCAAAGUCCUUCUUGAUUACUAUUGGAGAUCGUUCCGUCGGAGGUAUGACAGUCAGGGAUCAGAUGGUUGGCCCGUGGCAAACGCCUGUUGCAGAUGUUGCAGUGACUGUCACUGCUCUGAACAUGGGCGACAAAAUAAAGACGGGAGAAGCUAUGAGUAUGGGAGAUAAGCCCAAUAUCGCCCUCGUCUCGCCAGCUGCAUCGGCGAGAAUGGCAGUUGCGGAGUCUUUGAUGAACUUGGCUGCUGCUCACGUCCUUCGUGCGGACGAAGGUGACCUGGCCCGAGUCAAGCUCUCUGCGAAUUGGAUGGCUGCAGUUAACCACCCUGGUGAGGCCGCCGCUCUGUACGAGGCAGUGCAUGCCAUUGGUAUGGACCUGUGCCCAGCUCUUGGUAUCAGCAUUCCAGUCGGCAAAGACUCUACGUCAAUGAAGGCAUCCUGGAAGGAUCAGAAGACUGGGGAUGCCAAGAGCGUCACUGCUCCAAUGACAGUUGUCAUCUCGGCCUUCGCACCUGUCGCGAACGUACGCAACACCUGGACUCCGACUUUGCGAAGAUUUGAGGACGUUGGUGAGACCUUACUCAUGUACGUUGAUCUUGCUCAAGGUCACCAAGCAUUGGGCGGCUCGGCACUUGCCCAGAGCUUUGGCCAGCUGGGACAUGAAGUACCUGAUGUCAGGGAUGCUGAUCUGAUCCGGGAUUACUUUGACGCUAUUGUCCAGAUGCACGAAAUUGGCGUUGUUCUCGCCUACCAUGAUAUCUCAGACGGUGGUCUGAUCACUACAAUCGCUGAGAUGAUGUUCGCUGGCAGAUGCGGUGCUGAGAUUGUGAUUGACAGCUUUGCGAAGAGCUCUGGACUUUCUGAUGUCUUGGGAUCUCUCUUCAAUGAAGAGUUAGGUGCAGUUUUCCAGGUCCGCAAAUCAGACGAGACGAGAUUCAGAAGUUGCUUCGCUACAUGUGGUCCUCCUAAAGGAAUGGUGCGAACAAUCGGCCGUGUUCCUGCAGCAUCGAAGCAAGAACUCUCUAUCCGCUACGGCCAACAGACAAUCAUCCGCCUGCGCCGAUCCGAGAUGCAGCAAAUGUGGGCUAGCACAUCCUACCAAAUGCAGCGCAUCCGCGAUAACGUCGACUGUGCCGCCUCCGAGUUCGACACCAUCAGCGACGACCGCGACCCUGGACUCCGCUACAAACUAACCUUCGACCCCAAAGAGAACAUCCUCCCCCUGACAUCCUCCAUCACUUCCGUCUUUACCAAGAUCCCCCGCGUCGCCAUCCUCCGCGAGCAAGGCGUCAACGGCCACGCCGAGAUGGCCUUUGCAUUUAAAGCCGCUGGCUUCGACCCCAUUGAUGUCCACAUGACCGAUAUCAUCGAUGGCCGCUCCCUCGCCGAUUUUGUCGGCAUCGCCGCCUGCGGCGGCUUCUCCUACGGCGAUGUCCUCGGCGCAGGACAAGGCUGGGCCAAGUCCAUCCUUAUGCACGAAGAGAACGCCCGUCCUGAGUUCCAGAAAUUCUUCGCCCGUCCUGAUACCUUCGCUUUGGGCGUGUGCAAUGGUUGCCAGAUGCUCUCCCGUAUCGCCGAGCUUAUCCCCGGCGCCCAACACUGGCCCACCUUCCUACCAAACGAAAGCGAACAAUUCGAAGGCCGCGUCUCCAUGGUCAAGAUCCAAGAUAACAAGAAAUCACCUUCCGUCUUCCUGCACGGUAUGAGCGGCACAUCGAUGCCAAUCGUCGUUUCUCACGGCGAAGGCCGCGCUUCAUUCCGCAGUGUAGCGGAUCUAGAGGCCAUGAAUGAACAUGGGCUGGUGCCGAUUCGAUAUACGGACAACCUGGGCAAUGUGACGACGCGGUACCCGGCGAACCCUAACGGUAGUCCGGAGGGUAUUGCGGGGGUGAAAAGUUUGGACGGGCGGGUGCUGGCUAUGAUGCCGCAUCCGGAGCGCACGGUGAUGGCUGAUGUUGGGUCAUAUAUUCCGAGUAAUCUGGUCGAGGGUUGGGGCGAGUUCGGGCCGUGGGUACGGAUGUUCAAGAGUGCUAGGCGGUGGGUUGGUUAA